AUCGUUCCUACGAAUUAAAAAGAACCGCUACAGUGAGUAAAAAAUUGUAGACUAAAUUUUUUUAAAAAUUCAAGUAUUUAUGUAUUUAAAUUAAAUACAUAAAUACUUGAAUUGAUUUCUAGUAUUUUAUGUCUUUAAAUACUAAAUUGUUUAACUUGAUUAAAUUUUUUUGGUAUUUAUACAGGGUGUCCUAAAACAUGUGGGCCAACGCUCGUAAAAAGGUAGAAGGAAUCGAGAUGAAAGUCCAAUAUUGUCUUGGGUUAGGUUCACCAAUAAUCGAGGCGUUCGUUUCAAUUCGGAUAGGAUACACUGAUGAUACAGCAGAAUAGCCUAGAGUUCCGAGCGCGGAACUUCACAUUUACAGUGGAUCUCGCGCGCGUCGCGCGAUGUAGCAGCUGAGCGCGGCUCCUCGUGGCCGUCAUGUCCGAUAUAAAGGACGUGCUGUCGAUGCUUUGCGAGUACAUCAAUUUGUUGAUAGACGUGGGUUUAACGCCCGAGCACCUGAGGCUGGCCAAGUACAAGGUCCCGGACGAAAACGCCGCCGAGGCGCUUUGGAGCACGCUGCGCAUUCUGAGCUACCACGCCGCGAGGGAGAAACGGAGCGAUAUAGAUUUCCGAAAUUACGAUGCAUCGUCAGCGGUGAAAUUGCAUCUCGCAUUUCUACAAUAUCCGGCGAUCGAAUUUUACAGCUUGCCGCAAAACGGCGAGUAUAACAGGGAUGCGUUGAUAGCCAUAGCGUGGCUCCUGGGAACGCAGGACGUCCUGACUGCCCUCUUUCGAACGAAACUGAUCGACGGCGUCCUGGGGGCCGAGUGCUCGCGCGUAGAACCAGAAUCACCGUGGUCAACCACCUCAUUGAACGAUCAGCCGUUGUCACUGACCUCCCAGCUUGACGGUAUCCUGCACCUGAACGCCACGGUGAACCUAAACCUGCGGGAGAUCGAUGAGCUGGUCCACGAGCGGGCCAAAUUGAUAUCCAAGGUGCACGCGGCGAGCAUGAACGUGAGCGGUCUGCCGCAUCUGACCGUGUCCGAGUUGGCGUUGACGAAACGCUUCGCGAGGACGCGCGUCCUCGGUGACGAUGGGGCCGGCAUCUCCUCCUCCUCCCCCUCCUCCUCCUCCUCGGAGGAUCGGCGACGACUGCGAGAAUUCCGCGAGGCUGGUGCCCUGCUGGACGCGCGCGCCAAGUGGCUGCGGAAGCGGCACGUGUUCUUCGACUGGAUGGCUACAGUGAUUCAGGAGCACAGAAGAUCCAUGGAAUCGAAUCCAAAAGUGAUCUGUACCAAGGAACUCGCCGCGUUCAGCUCGCUGUUACGUCACGUAAUUAGGGACAAACUUCGAGGUUUCACGUCCGAGGAGGAGACGGCGAGCGGCGGCGGCGACGGCGAUGAUGGUGGUGCUAUAAACUUGGCCUUUAAUUGCGCGUCUCGCACGCACAGAAGUCAGUGUAGCAACACAGAGGCGCAGAGCUGGUUAAACGAUUUGAGCGAGCGCCAGGAACGCGAGGAGGAAAAUCUCCAACGAAACAGAAAGCAACUGGCCGACGAAUUGAAGGAAAUGUUGGAGUUGAUCCCAUCCGUCGUUCACGUUUGAUUCAAAUUAAAUGACAUCCAAUUCAUGCUACGCUUCGUUUUAUGUUAUAUGAAAACAUCACAUUAAAAAAAAAGAAUUAUUUAUUAUUAUAUUGCAAACAUUACAUUAUCGCUUAUCAUUUAAAGUAAAAAAAAUUUCUUAUUAAAUUAUCACCGUGUGAAAUUGUAUUUCUAUAAAUUAUUUAUGUGUUCGCGUGACGAGUCUUACGUGAAUAAAUUUACAUGAAUGUAGUUUACAAUGA
This is a messenger RNA of Monomorium pharaonis (pharaoh ant), 1834 nucleotides long. RefSeq lists its product as uncharacterized. Bases 421 to 1593 code for a protein of 390 amino acids. The transcript is spliced from 6 exons. NCBI's taxonomy places the organism in Eukaryota, Metazoa, Arthropoda, Insecta, Hymenoptera, Formicidae. The record is from RefSeq and is a predicted model, not a curated record.